Symbiodinium pilosum is the source of this 1050-nucleotide messenger RNA. Lineage: Eukaryota; Dinophyceae; Suessiales; Symbiodiniaceae. The record is from the annotation of a GenBank genome assembly.
GCCGCGUAUGGCCUGGUAGAAGCUCCGAUCCAGUGGUUUCUGUCCGUAUCAAGGUUUAAAUGGGGUCAGUGGGAACAGGACCGCUUUGUGCAGUGUGGAGUUCUGGUGGAGCAGACGGCAACAGGGUUCAUGCUGAGUCAACCAGAUUAUCUGAAUGCUGUGAACGAGAUUCAUGUGACACGUGCUAGGUGGAACGACCCUAGUGCCCCAAUCACCCCGCAGGAGCUGUUCCAACUGAGGAGCGUUCUGGGAGCUCUUUCCUGGCAUGCCAAUCAGGUUGCACCGAUCUGGAGUGCGCCAGUGGGUAUGCUCCUCUCUCGCAUACACCAAGGAACGGUUCAAGAAAUCAUUGAGACUAACAAGCUUCUUCAGAAGGCGAAGCUGAGUCAGCACCAGAAGCUGUACAUCCACAAGCAGGAGGUGAUUAGACCUUUGCUGGCCGCAUGGGCAGAUGCUGCAGAUGCGAGUCGUCCUGAUGGGAGCUCCACCAAGGGAGUGUUCAUAGGCUGGACCACCGAGAGUCUCGAGAAGGGGGACUUGAGUCGGAUCUCGCCUAUCUUUUGGCAGUCAGCCAAAAUCCAGCGAGUAUGUCGAAGUAGCGGGGCUGCUGAGACACGAGCUGCCGUGGACACAGAGGACGAGCUGUUUGCUAUUCGAUUUCAAGCGUAUGAGUUUCUUGGGGGUCGUGUGUCGUUAUGGGAUGUCGAUGGUGCGGUGAUGAAUGUUCCGGGGGUGCUGAUUAGCGACAGUAAGAACUUGUAUGAUAAGCUGGGGCAGACUGUCAUGACUUUGAAGGGAGCUGAGAAGAGAGCUGACAUUGAAGCUUUGUGUUUGAAAGAAAGCAUGAGUUCCACUGGGUUAGCUAUGAGAUGGGUCAAUGGGGAUAGUCAACUGGCAAAUGCCCUCACCAAGCCUCACGAACUCCAUCAAUUGAUGGAAUUUAAUCGUAGAGAGGGUCAAUGGCGAAUUGUGUAUGAUCCUGAGCUUCUUAGCGGUCGUCGACGUAAGCAGAUGGGUUUGACUUCUCUUCAGACGGCCACAGCAGGAUGA